Molecule: messenger RNA, 2196 nt
Organism: Ornithodoros turicata
Lineage: Eukaryota; Metazoa; Arthropoda; Arachnida; Ixodida; Argasidae
Product: F-box only protein 3-like
Exons: 11
Coding region: 711-2066 (451 amino acids)
Cellular component (GO): cytoplasm
Molecular function (GO): protein binding
Source: RefSeq, a predicted model, not a curated record
GCGACAUCUUCCCUCCUUCGGGGAACUUCGGGUGCACAUUUUUCGCGUACACUUUGAUUACGAGAUCGAAGUAACCGUGAUGCUUGUCACUCGUGACGGGAGUAUACGGCCGCAGAACGAGUUGUCCUCCUGGUGAAGCGAUAAGAUAGAUGUGUUGUCCAGUAGGAAGACCGAGGACGUGUUCCGGUGUUGGCAAAGCAAAUCGGAACCUCCGGGUGUCAUGGCUGACGAUUUCCUUUUCGGCGAGGCUCACCGUAUACUUGGUGUCAGGGUCGACCAGAAGCUUCGGCGGGGCCGACUUGCGCCUGAAGAAUCGGUAAAGGGCGACCGCGGCCACGGUUGCGCCCACAGCACCCAACACCAGCACGGCCGACAUGCUCGAGCCCCUCUGCAUCAAAACUGGGCUACUGCUUUAUUGAUAGGAGGAUAAGUGUCAGCUCCCUCUCUCUAUCUCGCUCCCCUCGCGUAGACCUAUUUAUCUAUAUAUGAUUUCCGCAAAUUAUCAUCCAUGGAGAGCGUCGAAGUACGCGGAAAACUUUCGUUUUUCAGGGGCCAUUCAACAAGUCCUUCGCGCGCGGACGAUUACAGCGCCAAGUCGUUUUUUCUGCUUCUUUCUUUUUUUGCGAUUUCGUGUUAAAUUGUAACAACAAAAAUCGAAGAUCGCGCUAAUGUUUUUUUGUACUAUUUUCAAAACCUGAAACAGUAGAGCAAUGAACAUAUCUCGCGAUAUUUUGAUCCAAAAUGUAGCAGACGCUAUGUUCAGCGCACGGCCAUCGAUGCAAAGGAAAAAAAAAAAAAUGGAGGUGGCCGUAGCAGAUCGAGCAUCGAGCAGAAGUUUUGUUGCACUUAACGAUAUGCCGAGUGAAAUAUUAAUUAAUAUAUGUGCCUAUCUAGACUACAAAGACUUAGUACGCUGCAGCCGAAUCAACAGACGUCUUCGUGACGUGUGUGCUCACGAUGCCCAUUGGAAGAGGCUCUGUAACAAGUAUUGGCUAGAAACAGAGUUGCCAGAGGAUACGACAUGGAAGCUGCAUUUCUUCUCCCUGUACCGACACCUUCGUCGCUAUGCUCACUGUUACGCGCAAAUCAAGUCGGCGUGGCAGAAGAUACAGCACUUCAUGAAGGAAAAUUGCCCCGUCAUCUUCCAGUCCAUCAGAGAAGGUACAAGUGAGGAGCGUCUCGACGAGGCUGAGAGGAAACUGGGCGUACGCCUUCCCGAUGACCUCCGUUGCAGCUACCGCAUCCACAAUGGCCAGCGGCUCGCUUCGCCAGGGUUGAUGGGCAGCAUGAGCAUUCCCAGUCACUACCGGUCAGAGUUCAUGUUGGACAUCGAAACUGCAGUGACCGGCUUUCAGGUAUUAAGAAGCCGUGAAGGUCUGGAGGGCUGCAUGCCCCUGACAUUUUGCCUACACUCCGGGCAGAGUCAACUGAUCGCACUGAGGGAUACGGACGGCCACGUACCCUUCACGGUCUUUUACCCAUCUCACGACCCCGUCGAUUACUUCAUUACAGGGCGAUCGUUCUCAGAAUGGUUUACGACGUACGGAGAGAUGCUUCACAGGAAGGAAUUUGUGGUGCUGGACAGUCAGCCUUACAGGUUUUACCAUGAACCAGGCUGUGAGCAAGUGACAGGACACACCAGGGUGAAGGUGGCCACAUGCUUUGUGCCUGAAUUGAGUACCAUCAAUCCCCCCCAUUUCUUUCACACCUACCGGAUCACCAUGUCCAUGUCGGAGGAAGCACCGGAGCAGGACAGCUGCCAGUUGGAGACGCGCCACUGGAUUAUCACGGAUGAAAACGGAAAAGAGGAAAGGGUGGACGGUCGAGGUGUGGUUGGAGAGUACCCGGUGAUGUACCCUGGCGCAGAAUUCUCCUGGAUCAGCUGCGCCAACCUUCCCACUACCUACGGAAACAUGAAGGGGCAUUUUGUCAUGCGCAAUCUUCAGACAGGUGACCGGAUAGAAGUGCAAUGCCCAGUCUUCCACAUGAAAUGCCUUCCGUACGUCACUUCCGCGGAGAGGGAAGCACUCAAGAGGGAAAAGCACGCACUCAAGAAGGCCCAAUGAGCUGCUUUGCAUCAAAUGCACUCAUAUUUAUUACGCACCGAGCUGUAUGGAGCACAGCUGGUCACUUUCCCACACUGUGGCAAAAACAGAUUAAUUAAACUGGCAUUGGAAGGUGCAAUGCUCACUGCCA